Messenger RNA from Lachancea mirantina, 378 nucleotides. Lineage: Eukaryota; Fungi; Ascomycota; Saccharomycetes; Saccharomycetales; Saccharomycetaceae. The record is from the annotation of a GenBank genome assembly.
AUGUCUGUUGUCGGCUCGCUCAUAUUCUGCGUUCAGUGCGGCAAUUUGCUCGACAAUGCGUCUGCCCUCGACGCGCCUCACAUUGCUUGCGGCCAAUGCGGUGCAGAGUACCCGCGCUCCAAAUUUUCGCACUUGAAAGUCGUCACCGCAACGGCUCAAGACGCUUUCCCAUCUGCAUUACGCUCCAAGAAAUCCGCAGUCAAGACUUCCUUGGCACGUAACGAACUCGAAGACGGUGCCACCAUCAAGGAGAAAUGUCCGCAGUGCGGUAACGACGAAAUGCAUUAUCACACAUUACAGCUUCGAUCCGCAGACGAAGGUGCUACCGUGUUUUACACCUGUACCGCGUGCGGGUACCGGUUCCGUACCAACAAUUGA